UCACGUAGUUAUAAAAUGAUGUUCAGAUUAACAAUAUGCUUUUUAAUUGUUGUGAAGGAGACAACAGCCAAAUCAUUUCUUAUAGAAACUGUAGACACUCCGUCAAAACCAGGUUAUGUAACAAGUAAUAAAACUGAAGAAAGUACAGACUAUGAAAACGCGAAAGUUGAAGAGAAGGAUACUUUGCAAUGUGAUCAUACUAUGGGAGGACUGAACACAAAAGACUUUUUAAGCGCUGAUUGGAUAAAAAGUGUAAAACCCUGCACUGAAGCAAUGAUCAAAAUGGAAGAUGACAUGUUUACAAUAUCACGAGGGAAAGAUAAAACCCCAGUCAAGAUCAAUGGAUUUCCAAUUACAACGGCUGAGUACCAAAAAGCUCUUGAUGGGGAAAAGGUUACACUUAGUGCUGAUGGCCAAACUGCUGAAUUAGUUGUAAAGGAUGGAAAUGUUACAAUUGAUGGAAAAUCACUGAAUGUUGGGUCUAGUAUGACAAUGACUAUCUAAGAAACAUUAUUAUUAUAUGAUUGAAAUAAAAUUAUUUUAAAUUA
Eurytemora carolleeae is the source of this 548-nucleotide messenger RNA. RefSeq lists its product as uncharacterized. The record is from RefSeq and is a predicted model, not a curated record. The coding region runs from base 16 to 504 and encodes 162 amino acids. The transcript is spliced from 5 exons. NCBI's taxonomy places the organism in Eukaryota, Metazoa, Arthropoda, Copepoda, Calanoida, Temoridae.